Molecule: messenger RNA, 720 nt
Organism: Urocitellus parryii (Arctic ground squirrel)
Lineage: Eukaryota; Metazoa; Chordata; Mammalia; Rodentia; Sciuridae
Source: RefSeq, a predicted model, not a curated record
AUGGGUGUGCAGUACCUCUUCGAUACACUAAUUUUCUUUCAAGAGGCAGAACUAAGACUGGUGAAAUUCUUACCUGAGAUUUUGGCCCUGCAAAGGGAUCUAGUGAAACAAUUCCAGAAUGUUCCAGAAGAUGAAUACUGUUCCAUCAGGAGUUUUAUUAGCAGUCACAGUUCAGAGGGGCUGAGGCAGCUMUUCCACAACAGGAUCACCAUCUUCCUGUCCACAUGGAAUGCAUUGAGGUGGUCACUGGAGACCAAUGGUGAAAUCAAGUUACCUAAAGACUACUGCAGCUCUGACCUGGAUCUGGACACAGAUUUUGAGGUCAUCCUACCCCGGCGUCGGGGCCUGGGUCUAUGCUCAACUGCGUUAGUCAGCUACUUGAUUAACCUUCACAAUGAAAUCAUCCACAUGGUGGAGAAGUUCUCCAAGGAAAACAACAGCUAUUCCGUGGAUGCCUCAGAGGUCACUGACCUGCAUGUUAUCAGUUACGAAGUGGAACGAGACCUGAUUCCACUGAUUAUCUCCAACUGCCAGUAUCAAGUGGAGCAAGGUGGGGAGACAUUGCAGGAGUUUGACCUGGAGAAGAUCCAGCGGCAGAUUAGCAGCCGCUUCCUCCAGGGAAAGCCCCGGCUCACCCUCAAGGGAAUACCCAUGCUGGUAUACAGACAUGAUUGGAACUUUGAACAUCUCUUUAUGGACAUCAAGAACAAAAUGGCACAG